CCACACCCAUUUGGUUUCCUAAUCAUCCUCGUUCCAAUGACAAAUGCAAUGCGGGCGAUUGCUGCAAUCGCAGCAGGAGUGGGUUCAGUGGCCGCCACGGUCGCAACCAGCACCACCAGUUCCAUCAGCAGCAGCACCACCAUCAUCAACACCAGUAGCGCCACCACCAUCGGCGGGAAUCACACCAGUGGGAGCACCGGAUUCUCCACAAAUUCCACGCUGCUGGACGCCGAUCAUCUGCCGCUGCAGCUCACGACCGCCAAGGUGGACCUGGACAUUGAAAUCGACAUCCAACUGCUGACAAAUGGCUACGAUGGCACAACGUUGACAUCGUUCUACAAUGAGAGCAGCUGGACAAAUGCGUCUGAAAUGGAUACAAUAGUUGGUGAGGAACCGGAGCCGCUGUCACUUGUGUCAAUUGUAGUUGUUGGCAUCUUCCUAUCGGUGCUGAUAUUCCUUUCGGUGGCCGGAAACAUCCUGGUGUGCCUGGCCAUCUACACGGAGCGCAGCCUGCGCCGGAUCGGCAAUCUGUUCCUGGCCUCGUUAGCGAUUGCGGAUCUCUUUGUGGCCUCGCUGGUGAUGACCUUCGCCGGUGUCAACGAUUUGCUGGGAUAUUGGAUCUUUGGAGCGCAAUUUUGUGAUACUUGGGUGGCCUUUGAUGUCAUGUGCUCGACGGCGUCAAUUCUGAACCUGUGCGCCAUCUCGAUGGACCGCUACAUUCACAUCAAGGAUCCGCUCAGAUACGGCCGCUGGGUGACACGACGCGUGGCUGUCAUCACCAUCGCCGCCAUUUGGCUGCUGGCCGCGUUCGUCUCCUUUGUGCCCAUCUCACUGGGCAUCCAUCGGCCCGACCAGCCGCUGAUUUUCGAGGACAAUGGCAAAAAGUAUCCAACAUGCGCCCUGGACCUCACGCCCACCUACGCCGUCGUGUCCAGCUGUAUCAGUUUCUACUUCCCCUGCGUGGUCAUGAUUGGCAUCUACUGUCGGCUAUACUGCUAUGCCCAGAAGCACGUGAAGUCCAUCAAGGCGGUAACUCGACCAGGUGAGGUGGCCGAGAAGCAGCGGUACAAGAGCAUCCGACGCCCGAAGAACCAGCCCAAGAAGUUCAAGGUGCGCAACCUGCACACCCACAGUUCGCCGUAUCACGUAUCCGACCACAAGGCGGCCGUCACGGUAGGCGUGAUCAUGGGCGUGUUCCUCAUCUGCUGGGUGCCCUUCUUCUGCGUCAACAUCACGGCCGCCUUCUGCAAGACCUGCAUCGGCGGACAGACCUUCAAGAUCCUCACCUGGCUGGGCUACUCGAACUCGGCCUUCAAUCCGAUCAUCUACUCGAUCUUCAACAAGGAGUUCCGCGACGCCUUCAAGCGCAUCCUUACCAUGCGUAAUCCGUGGUGCUGUGCCCAGGAUGUGGGCAACAUUCAUCCGCGGAACAGCGAUCGCUUCAUCACGGACUAUGCCGCCAAGAAUGUGGUGGUGAUGAACUCGGGCCGCUCGAGCGCCGAACUGGAGCAGGUGUCUGCGAUUUGA
Drosophila mauritiana is the source of this 1527-nucleotide messenger RNA. RefSeq names its product dopamine receptor 1 (gene Dop1R1). The record is from RefSeq and is a predicted model, not a curated record. Gene Ontology annotation, biological process: adenylate cyclase-activating adrenergic receptor signaling pathway. Bases 37 to 1527 code for a protein of 496 amino acids. Gene Ontology annotation, cellular component: membrane. Lineage: Eukaryota; Metazoa; Arthropoda; Insecta; Diptera; Drosophilidae. The transcript has 6 exons. Gene Ontology annotation, molecular function: G protein-coupled receptor activity.